AGACCACCAGCCCCCAGAGGCAUCUGUUCCUCCUUUUCUCUCGGAUAGCCACCUCCUUUCAAUUGACAUGAGAAGGUAUCUCGCUCCUAGAUAAUGGAUAUUACUUGAGCAUAAAAUAAUGGGGAGAGUUUUAAAAAUAUGAAGCCCUUUUAAUACUAUAAUAAUUUGGCUGUAUUUCAGUAAAUUGCGCCUAACAAUUUUAGAUCCAGUCGAAAUGCUUUAGAUGAUUGAACUGAUCUAAUCCCCUCCCUUUUCGGGGGCGUUGCCCUUUUAUGUUUAUCACAUGGUGAUAAGGGACGGAGCUGGUCUCCUGAAAACUUUACAGGGGAUCUCUGUGCCUAUUCUGGACUGUACCGCUUCCACCCACCGAUCUCUCCUCCGUCUUCUGACGCUGAACGGUUCGGGUGUUGUAUAUGCUUCUUGUUUGCCCUCGAGGAGGCAGUGGACCAUCGGCGAGAACGACCCCCGCCCGCUCCCUCUCCCCCCGCUCCUGCCUGAGCCCGGUGUAAGGUGCAAGAGCUGCCGCGCUAACCUGGAGCGAUGGCAACUGGGGGGAGCAGCACCGAGCUGGGGAGCCACGGUGCCAAAUGCAAUGGUUCCAGAACGACUCUGCCAGACCCGCUCCAACACUACAACUACGACCUACACGUGAAAAUGAGCAAGAAGAUCGCACAAUUGACGAAGGUCAUCUAUGCCCUAAAUGCCAAAAGUGAUGAGCAUGAGGUUUCCCUACAAGCUAUUAAGGAAGCUCACCAAGAGGAAAUCCAGCAGAUCAUCACUGAAACACGAGGGAAGAUCUUGCAGUACAAAACCAGAAUGGGAGAAGAGAUGGAUUUACGGCACCAAAUUCAAUCCCUUGAAGACACCCUGCAGAAGCACAAGAAGUGCAAGGAAGAAGUAUUGGCAGACUUUGAGGUGUAUAAACAGCAGGUGGUCGAACGGGAAAAGAAUAUGGAGAGAGAACAUACAGAAAAGAUAAUGACAUUAUCUAAAGAGAUGCUUGACAUUAAGAAGGAAUUUGAGAGCAAUCUCCAACACUUCAUGGAUGUUCAACGCCGAUUAGAACAGGAUAAACAGUCAGCAAUAACAGAGAUGGUGAAAGUAAACCAAGAGUCAGAAAACCUUCAGGAGAAAUGCAAAGCUCUAAAGGGCUGUUGCGAUGAAAAGAUUAAAUUAGAAGAAAAGCACAAACUGGAUAUUCAAAAUUUGAACCAAGAGUUAGAAAUCCUAAAAUCUGAGAAAAAGAGAUUGACUACAGAUUUUGAGAAAAGGGUGAAUAAGCUACAAGUCUCACAUCAAAAGGAAUUGGAAACUUUGAAAAAAGCAUUACAGCAAUCAGUGACUGAGACACUGAAGCAAUGGCAAAUAGACCAAAGAAAGAAUCUUCAAGCUCAAGAAGCAGCUUUACAACUAAAAUUGAAGAAAUUGGAGAGUGACAUGGAAGUCAAGUGUCAAAUGAUGAAUGAGUUCAAAAACCAAAGUCUCAAAUUACAGGAAUUGCUGAAUACUGCACAGGUCAAGAUCCAGGAUUUGGAAAAACAACUUCAAAAGGCAGAGAAGAAAUUGACAACAUCAAAUGUAAAACUACAAAAGAUGGAAGAUGAAGCUGAGCACUUAAAGGAGAAACUUUUGGUGCAGGAAGCUGAAAUACUGCAUAAAACAGAUGAGAAUAAGGCAUUAUCCAUAUCUGGACACAGUGCUCAGGCAGAGAUGGAUGACCUAAAAACCCAUCUGUCAGAGUUAAGGCAAAAGUUAGCAGAGGGCCAACUGCAGCGACAACGAGACAGUAAAGAUACUGAAGGUGAACAUGUUCAAAAGCUGACACAGGUGAUUGAAAUUCUCACUCAUGAGAAAGAAGAGUAUCAAAAAAGGCACGAGGAGGAGCUGAAGAAACUGAAACGAGUGGCUGAAGAGGAGAAGCUUCGCCUCAAGGAACAGUUGAUGAAAGGAUUGGAGGAGCUGGUAAAGAAACACACCACUGAAAUCAAGGCAGUACAGACCUCAAUGGAGCUAGAAAGAAAGCAACUGCAAAAGGAACUACAGAAUCAAUUAGAUGCAAUUAACAUCAAAGUCAAGAACGAAAGACAACAGUUAGAAAAUGAAAAGGAGAAGCUUUACAACAAACUUCAGGACUCACUACAGCAGAUUUCCAGGAUGGACAGCUUAAUGAAGCAGAGCAAAAAGGACACAGUACAAGCUGAAUCUUCUUCGACAAACAUGAAAGAGAGCCACGAGAGGUUACUGCAGGAUCAAGAACAGGCAGUUAACCAGAUCUCAGAGCUGCAGGAGAAACUGAGACAGCAGAAGGAACAACAUGAAGCUUUGGUUUCAUCCUUACAAAAAGAACAUCAUAAAAUGAGGGAUCAACUAUCACAACAGAUAGAGACAAAAUGGAAAGAAAAAGUACGACUUGAGAAUGACAAACUACGGGAGCAGUUAAAACAAGAAUAUACAAAUGACAAGCAGUCUGUUCUAGCUCACCUGCAGCAGGAGAAAGAGAAUGAAAUGAAAAUCUUACAGGAAAAGUGGCAAAAUGUAACAGUAGCACUUGAAACUGAGCUCACAAACGUGAAGAAGAAUGCACAACAACAAAUUGAGACUUCCCAAGAUGCUCUCCAAUUGCUUCAGUCCCAGUUCGAUAAAGAAAAAGAAAUGCUCUUGGAAAAAGUUCAGUGCAUCACGACAUUAAAUCAGGAUCUGAAAUCCCAGCUUCAGACCCUAAAGGAGCAGAUGCUGCGAAAUCAGGAAAAAUGGCAACAGCAUGAAAUAGCGGAGGGUAAUUACCAGAACCAGCUGAAAGCACUCGAAGAGGAUCUUUUAAAGUCCCAGAGUGAGGCCUCUGAGCUGCAAAAAGAGAAAAUACUUCUUCGAGAAGCACUUUCACAACUCAAAAAGGAGCUUGAGUCAAGCAAUCAGAAAGUUGUCCAGCACAGAAGUGAAGCGGAGCAACAUCAGAAGUCUCUGCAAGAAGAGUUUAAGGCUCAGCAUGAAAGAGAAAUGAACUUUCUGAAGCAAAACCACCUGAAAGAAAUUCAAGGGAUUGUGUCUGAUUUCAGCAGCUCCCAAACCCGUCUCCAAGCAAAGAUAGUUUCCUUGGAAACAGAAGUGAAAGAGAUGGAAGAAAAAUCAAAGAAGCGUGAAUCCAAACCAGAAGAUUUGCAUCAUAUUAGCGAACUUCAAGAUAAGUUAUCUGAACGUGACCAGGUUAUCAAAAAACUUCUGGAUGAAAGAAGGUUUCACCAAUUAGCCAUGGCCAACAACGAAAGCAGCAUCAAUAGAAGUAUAUAUGGUGGAACCUUCACACCCACCUUGAAGAAGAAGAGAACAGAAGACUUACCAGUCCGGGUGGUCAGUGUUCCCAACCUGAGUUCGUAUGAGAAAAGUUUUCUAAGCUCAGAAUUAAGUCCAACCAAUAGGUUUCCUCUAAUGACUAAAUCUCCGAGCCUGGACCAAAGCCUCAGCAGUACAUCAAGGUUAUUGAAUCAGCCUGCACAAGUCCAGCCAACUAAACAAGCCUCAAGCAUUUCAAAUGAGAAAGGCAAGAAUAAAGAAACUAAAGGAAAAGAUCUUCAGCGCCAGGAAUGGUUCACAAAAUAUUUUUCAUUCUAGGAAUGAGUUACAUAUGUAUUUAUUCCCAUUCUGCCAGUUAUUUUACUUUAAAAUGUUCUUCACUAACAUUUUCCAGAUUCCAACUGAGAUUGUAGAGGCAGAAUGCUUGUAAGGAUAUGCCAGUGUUCUGAAUAACUUAAGAAAUUACUCAAAGUGGGGAUUGACUAAUUUUUACUCUCUUAUGAGGAAGUGUGUCUCUGCUCAGCAUAUCCCCAGAUCAACUGACUGAAGGAGGGCAUGUGUCUUUUGGUAAUUGUAUGUAAAAUAUGAUGUUUCAAAACUCUGGUGUAAACAUUAGCAUGCUGUCCCACUAGAGCUUUUAUAUCGAAAAUAAAUGUUUUUUUAAAUGGCAAAACAGCAUGCAAUUUUAAAAUAGCUUUGGGAGACUUAUUACUGUUGUCAUCAACUUCCCUGUGAUCCAAGGACAUCUAUUCAGGGUGGAGGAGUUUCUGCCAUUCAUCUCCAUGUGACUAAAUAAGCAGAUUCUCAGCUCAUCAAUCUUUGGUUACAUAGGGAGGAUGUCCCAUUGGUGGUGGGGUCUGGAAUGCAGAAUUUGAUUCUUUUCUUGCCUACUGUGUUCUGUUUUGUCAUCUUAUGUAUUAUGACUCAAAUCUUCAUGUAGCCAGUUAGAGGAGUUGCCAUCAUUCUGAAUAGUUGCUAAUAGGUUGUUCUUGACCACUUAAUGUCAAUGCUACCAGGACAGAAACCUCCAGUGUUCAGAUGGCAGACAACUAUUUUGCCUGCUAUGUCAAUUUUAAAAAAAAACUCUUAAACGGCCAAUAUUCAAUGAAAGAAAAUGCUUCACAGAUUCUUAAGAACUGAUUUGUAGAGCUUUAUAUUAGUAAAAUAUUUAACAACUAUAAUUUCAGUAACUUUGAGGAGUUGAUAUCAUGAAGCAGAAUGGAUUCAUGAAUAGCCAAUUCAAAUCCCAAAAAAAAUGCAUGAGUUAUAAUGCCUUUUCCACAUGUUAAGGUUGAAAAUGGAAGACUACCUCCAAAGUAAUUGAAGAGGUAGCUACAAAAAUUAACUUUGCCAAGAGUACUGAAACAGCCCAGUUAACAAUACUAAAGUCAUUCAGCACUGUAUAUAUCAGAAUUUUGAGAGUACAUUUGUUUGAAAAAUGAGGACAAGAGUUUAUUGUGGAUAGAAUAAGGCAGAGUGUCCAUGAAUUAAGUAAUACAUAAUUCAGCAUGAGCAUAUAGUUUUACCUACAGAAGAAACUAAUGGGUAGUUUACAGCCAUUUUACAGCAUGCAUUCAUUUGGACAUUAACAUUCACUGUGUUGAAUUGAACAAAACAUGUAAAAUCAUGCUGUUAAGAUAAACAAAGAUCUUUCUUUCAUUAGACGAUAAUACCAAUUGUAAGGAUAGAAUAUGGUUGAAGAAUUUACCUGGAAGGGGAAAAUAAUAACAAUGUAUACUUCAGGAAUUCAGGAGAAACAAGUGGUUAAGGACAAUCUCAACUAAGUCUUAAUUUUCUGGGCAUUCAGGCCUAGUGUUAAGAUCAAAUGUGGUCUGUUUCCUAGGUACAAUACAUGCUACCCACAUUUUUGUGCUGGUUGAUGACUGCUCAUCAUCAAUUCAUCUCAACCAGGAGCACAAUGAUAGGUCUACUCCUACUAAUUUUAUCUCUGUUAGUGCAAUAUUGCUAUGUUGUACCCAGAGAACAUGGUGCUAUUUGUACAAUUUGUAAAUGUAAUUUAAUUCUCACUGUAAAUAUUAAAAUAAAUAACAUUUUCUUCUGGGAAGAGUCAAGUAAAGACUAAGAUAUGACAGCACAAAUACCAGAAAUGAAUUGGGUAUACACAGAUCAAUAUCAAGCACAUCCCAGAACAAUCAAUGUAAUUGUUAUUUUGAUGAUUCCAUAACAAGAAUUUUGUUAGCCCCAAGUGUAAUCUUAAGGAAAUAUAAUUUAUUCCUUGGAAGCACAACAUAAACUCUCGAUACCAUUAACCUUAUGAAACAAUGAUUUUAUAUAUAACAAAUUCCAGACUUAGUCUAUGUAAAUGGCUUGUGAAUCAAAAGGUCCUUUCUUGUUCUGUGCUUUUAAUGUAAAUUUAUUCCUGCCAUUCCCUUAUACAACAGGGCAGUUGCAAAUGAGGACAGAGAGGAGAAAGCAUAGCAUCGAGGUAUCAAGAUCAGA
Molecule: messenger RNA, 5751 nt
Organism: Stegostoma tigrinum
Lineage: Eukaryota; Metazoa; Chordata; Chondrichthyes; Orectolobiformes; Stegostomatidae
Product: protein FAM184B-like
Exons: 16
Coding region: 541-3609 (1022 amino acids)
Source: RefSeq, a predicted model, not a curated record